AUAUAAUGUGUAACUCGUGCAUUCUCAGCAUUCUCUGAAACAGGCUGAUUAAUUAUUAAUGAAAUCAGCACCUGCUUCAAAGUUCACACUUUUGCUUCAGGCAUUGUAGAAAAUGCCAGCUUUACCUGAGCUUGUAACGGGCACCCCAGAGCCCGAGGUGCCUGUGAAGUUUGUUUUAGAGGCUGCUGAUAUCGCUGUGGUUGUAGUCUACUUUUUGUUUGUGUUGGCAGUUGGAAUAUGGUCCUCAGUCAGAGCCAACCGUGGGACAGUGGGAGGAUACUUCUUGGCAGGACGAUCCAUGACAUGGUGGCCAAUUGGUGCCUCUUUGAUGUCCAGUAACGUAGGCAGUGGCCUGUUCAUUGGAUUAGCAGGGACAGGAGCCGCGGGGGGACUUGCAGUCGGGGGAUUUGAGUGGAAUGCAGCAUGGGUCCUUAUUGCCUUGGGCUGGAUUUUUGUGCCUGUGUAUAUUUCUGCUGGUGUGGUCACAAUGCCAGAGUAUCUGAGGAAGAGGUUCGGGGGUCAGCGCAUCCGAAUCUACAUGAGUGUGCUGUCUCUCAUCCUCUACAUUUUCACCAAGAUAUCAACAGACAUUUUUUCAGGGGCUUUAUUCAUCCAGGUGUCACUUGGAUGGGACCUGUAUGUCUCCACCGUUGUGCUGCUAGCCGUCACUGCACUCUAUACUAUAGCUGGUGGGCUGACAGCUGUAAUCUACACUGAUGCCUUACAGACCGUCAUCAUGGUUAUUGGAGCAUUUGUCCUCAUGUUUAUAGCAUUUGACAAAGUUGGAUGGUAUGAGGGUUUGCUGGUUCAGUAUGAGAGCGCUGUACCUAACAUCACGGUUCCCAACACCACUUGUCAUCUUCCUCGGUCUGAUGCCUUUCAUAUCUUCAGAGAUCCAGUGACAGGAGACCUUCCUUGGCCAGGCCUGAUAUUUGGACUCAUGGUUCUUGCCACAUGGGUGUGGUGCACAGACCAGGUGAUAGUGCAAAGGUCUCUGUCUGCCAAAAACUUGUCCCAUGCCAAAGGUGGUUCGGUACUCGGUGGCUACCUCAAGGUCUUCCCUAUGUUCUUCGUUGUUAUGCCAGGAAUGAUCAGCAGAGCUCUUUACCCAAAUGAAGUAGGAUGUGUGGAUCCUGAUGAGUGUCUGAAGAUCUGUGGGGUCCGUGUUGGCUGCUCUAACAUUGCUUACCCAAAGUUAGUUGUGGAGCUCAUGCCAGUGGGUUUGAGAGGUCUGAUGAUCGCAGUAAUGAUUGCAGCGCUCAUGUCCUCUCUCACCUCUAUAUUCAACAGUAGCAGCACUCUGUUCACCAUGGACAUUUGGCAACGAAUCCGGCUCCGGGCCUCCGAGAGAGAGCUCAUGGUAGUGGGCAGGUUGUUCAUUUUAUUGCUAGUGGCCCUGAGCAUUGUGUGGAUUCCUGUCAUUCAAACAGCCAAUAGUGGACAGCUUUUUGACUACAUUCAAGCCAUCACUAGCUGUCUGGCACCUCCCAUCACCGCCUUGUUUGUUAUGGCCAUCUUCUGGGGGCGAGUAAAUGAACAGGGUGCUUUUUGGGGCCUGAUGGUGGGACUUGUAGUUGGCACAGUGAGGAUGGUAAUGGAAUUUGUCUUUGGCACCCCAUCAUGCGGAGAGAAAGACCUGCGUCCCGCCCUGCUGAAAGAUGUGCACUACCUGUAUUUUGCUCUGAUCCUUCUUGCACUGACAGCUCUGAUCAUUACAGCCGUCAGCCUCUGCACUGCGCCUAUUCCAGAGCAACAUCUUGUUCGUUUGACCUGGUGGACGAGACACAGUAAGAAGGAGCGUGUAGAGCUGGAAGACGCCUGGGCUAGAGGCUCUGAACCAGCAGGCUCUGAUCCCAGCACUACAGAGUCAGAGGGGUCGGAUGAGGACACACCUGCAUGGUGGAAGCGUGCUGGAAUGUGGCUGUGUGGGCUCUCCAAUGUGGCUAAACAACCGAUAAGUGAGGAGGAACGGCAGGCUCUGGAAAAGAAACUCACAAGUAUUGAGGAAGACCACACCUGGAAGACUGUCUGCAAUGUCAAUGCCCUCAUUUUACUCACGGUCAAUGUCUUUCUUUGGGGGUACUUUGCUUGAAUAUACUGUAAAGUUCUCUUUGUAAGAAUCUCACCAAUUAAAACACAUGGAGAUGCUGCUCUCAUUUUAUAUACGGCCAGUGUCUUUCUUCAUGUACAAGUUACCCCUUGAAUUGCACAUUGUUUGCUAUAUUUUGUUUCAAAAAGAGAAUUUGACUCUGACUUGGCACAAUUAUAAUUAUAUAUAUAAAAAAAUAUAUAUAUAUAACAUAAUAAUUUGGGGUUUGGAAGAUAUUAUCGUGACCAUUAUUAUCAUAACCGAUAACCAUAUUAUCGAUUUGCGUGCACUGACACUAUAUUGGACGAUAACAAAACUGGAAAUGACUUCUCAUAUUUGAUGAAGGGUGCAUUAUUUUCUUUUUAAAAGCUGCUCUAAAAAAAUCUUUGUAUAUUGUGUUGCUUUAUAAAUAAAUCUGACUUGAGUUGACCUGAA
Pimephales promelas (fathead minnow) is the source of this 2524-nucleotide messenger RNA. It is a transcript of the gene slc5a9, whose product is annotated as solute carrier family 5 member 9. The record is from RefSeq and is a predicted model, not a curated record. Gene Ontology annotation, molecular function: D-glucose:sodium symporter activity. NCBI's taxonomy places the organism in Eukaryota, Metazoa, Chordata, Actinopteri, Cypriniformes, Leuciscidae. Gene Ontology annotation, biological process: transmembrane transport. Gene Ontology annotation, cellular component: plasma membrane.